Molecule: messenger RNA, 7187 nt
Organism: Camelus dromedarius (Arabian camel)
Lineage: Eukaryota; Metazoa; Chordata; Mammalia; Artiodactyla; Camelidae
Gene: SHROOM2
Product: shroom family member 2
Exons: 10
Coding region: 24-4679 (1551 amino acids)
Biological process (GO): actin filament organization
Cellular component (GO): cortical actin cytoskeleton; apical plasma membrane; adherens junction
Molecular function (GO): actin filament binding
Source: RefSeq, a predicted model, not a curated record
CUCCUCUCCCCGAGCCCCGCGCCAUGGAGGGCGUCGAGCCCCGUGCGCGGCCGGAGCGCCUGGCGGAGGCCGAGGCGCGGGCGGCCGAUGGCGGGCGCCUGGUGGAGGUGCAGCUGAGCGGCGGCGCCCCGUGGGGCUUCACCCUGAAGGGCGGCCGCGAGCACGGCGAGCCUCUGGUCAUCACCAAGAUUGAAGAAGGAAGUAAGGCUGCGGCUGUGGACAAGUUACUGGCUGGAGACGAGAUCGUCGGCAUCAACGACGUCGGCCUGUCGGGGUUUAGGCAGGAAGCCAUCUGCCUGGUGAAGGGGUCGCAUAAGACCCUGAAGCUGGUGGUGAAAAGGAGGGGUGAGCUGAGCUGGAGGCCUCACUCCUGGCACGCCACCAAGUUCUCCGAGAGCCAGCCUGAGAUGGCAGCAUCUCCGUUCUCCGCCAGCACCUGCCCCUCUUGGCCUGGCCGGCACCACACCAGCUCUUCCUCCCAGGACCUGUCGGGGGCGUGGGAGCACACGAAUCUGCAGCGCACCUCUGACCACUUCAGCUCCCUGGGGAGUGUGGACAGCCUGGAUCAGCCUGCCCAGUCCUACCCCGCCGGGUGCCUCUCAGCCGCCAAGUCCAACAGCAGCAUCGACCACCUGGGCGGCCCAAACAAGCGGGACUCAGCUUACAGCUCGUUCUCCACCAGCUCCAGCACACCUGACCACACCCUGCCCAAGGCGGAUGCCUCUUCCACCGAGAACAUUCUCUACAAAGUGGGCCUCUGGGAGGCUUCCACGAUGGGCAGCAGCCGGCAGGGCCUGGCCGCCGGUGACCCUCAGGGCCUGGAGGAGAGGCUUGGGUGCUUCCCACCGAGGGUCCCCUGUGACAGCAGCAGAAGCCCCAUGACCGAGGACAGUCCUGAGCCCAAGCUGGCUGCUUCUGGGAGGUCCAGCUUUGGGCCAGUCUGGUAUGUUCCCGAUAGGAGAAAAGCCCCUUCUUCCCCUCCCCGGCCCCCUCCCCCUCUCCGCAGUGACAGCUUCGCUGCCACCAAGGGCCACGAGAAGCCUCAGGGCCCUCCAUUCUCAGAGGCGGCCACCAUCCAGCACUUUCUGGGCCUGAACCGUGCUCAGCCCCACGGCGACUGGAGACCAGAACUGACUGAUCAGCCACAGAGAGCGGCACUCCCCGGGGACAGGAGGAGAACUGGGAGCUCGGGCUGUGCGCCGGGUGGACCCGUGGACUGCGGAUGGCCAUUUGGGGACAGUGGGCUGAAGGGCCUCCCGGGAGCUCCCAGUCGGCUCCAGGCCUCCCUGUCCAGCACAGACGUCCGCUGCCCGCAGUCCUCGAACGGAUGCCAGCACCCGCGUCACUCCAGCGAUGAGAGUCCCUUCCUCCACGAGGGGCCCAGGGCCACCACGUGGCUCAGGGAACAGCCUCCCGCUGAGCGCUUCCAGAAUGACAGCCCCACGGCGGUCGGGUGGCCCGGCGCCGCGGACCACAAGGGGGACAGCGAUGUGCAGAGCCGCUACUACUGCGUGACCUCCAGACGCGGCCCACAGGGGGGCGCCCCCGCCGCACAGCUCCGGGAGGGGCACCCGCGCCCGGACGCAUCCGCCGGCGCCGGCCUGCAGCCGCGCUGCCAGCCGCCCCGGCACGAGGGGGCCCUGGGGACCCGGCCGAGAGGGCGGGCUGCGCCGAUGGAGGGCUGCUGCCCAGGGGCCGAGGAACCCCCCGGCGCCAGCCUGGGGGGAAAAGCCGGUGUAAAGAAGGUCACAGGAGGCUUCGCUUGGGCCGACGGGGGCGGCGGUGAGAUCUGCCCCCUGCAGACGCCGCUGCUGCACUCGCUGAGCCGGGAAGGGGCGCGCCGGCCCGACACCAGCUGCGAGGGCGCCUCAGAGAGGCCACCGCCCGAGGCCCCGGCCGGCAAACCCCUGCGGAGAAGCGACCGGUUCGCCACCACCCUGAGGAACGAGAUCCAGCUGCGGAGAGCCCGGCUGCAGAAGAGCAGGAGCACGGCCACGCUGGCCGACCCCGGCUCGACGGAGGCAGAGGAGGCCGAGGCCGAGGUGCGUGGCUGGGGGGCGCAGCUUGGCGGUGGCGUGGGGGCCACCCCUGGAGCUACCUUCACUGGCACCUAUAAGGAUCACCUGAAGGAGGCCCAGGCCCGCGUCCUGCAGGCCACGUCGUUUAGGCGCCGCGAUUUGGAGCCCAGCCCGGCGGACCCCGAAACCGUCCCCUGCGUCUGGGAGGCAGCCCCAGCCAGGCCGCCCUCGUGCGCUGCAGGCCCUCCCCACGCUCCGCGCAUCAGGGGCCGGAGGCGCUUCACGGCCGAGCAGAAACUGAAGUCCUACUCCGAGCCCGAGAAGAUGCACGAGGUGGGGCUGGCGGGGGAUGACCGCCCACGCCAGCACCCUGGACCUCCGGACAAGGCUGUGCGCACGUUUGCAGACAGGUGCAAGUUUUUUGAGGAAACCAGCAAGCCUGUUCUGCAGUGGCCUGGGCAGAGGCCAGCGCCUGGUGAGUUCCCCAAAGAGAUGCCAGAGAGGCCACUGACAGCGGGCCCUGGAAAAUUGGGACAGGUGGGGAGAUCAGACCCGCCUCAGAGACUUGGGACCUUUGCAGAGUAUCAAGCCUCGUGGAGGGAACAGAGGAAAGCCCCGGAAGCCAGGAGUUCUGGGAGGUACCACUCCGCGGACGACAUCCUGGACGUGGGUCUAGACCAGCACGAGAGGCCACAGUACAUCCACGAAAGGUCCCGGUCGUCGCCCUCCACCGACCUCUACAAGCAGGAGGCAUCCGUGGGACGGCAGAGGCAAGCAGCGGACCCCGCUGAACACAGAGAGCUUUCCUCCUCAGGCUGGGCCGAGGAGGGACAUCCCAGCCCAAGACGAGCGGAUGCCCGGUGUGCAGAGGACAGUCCAGGAGCACCGCGGGGCCCGCGGAAGCCGUCCCCGGACUCUGAGCCACCUCGUGCCCGGGAAGCCCCUGAGGGGCCCUGGGAGGGCCGCGGCCGAGCGGGGACCCUACCUCGCGACUACAGAUACUCGGAGGACCCCGCGCGGGGGCAGGACCCCCGGCCCCAGAGCGCCGCCCCGCUGGCCAGGAGGCCCGCCCCGCAGCGGCCGCCGCCGCCGCCGCCGCCCAAGCGCGAGCCCAGGCCCUUCCUUGCGGCCGCCCCCGGCAGGCCCGUCCCCCGGGCGGCCCCGGAGCUGGGCCCCGACCGCCCGGCGCCGUCCCGCAGCCCCUGCGCCGCGGCCGGGAAGCCGGGCCGGGAGCCGCGCGCCCCCGCCGAGCCGGGCCGGCAGCAUGUAGACGAGCGCGCAGCCUGCCCGAGGCGCGCGCCGCUCGCUUCCCGCUUCCAGCCCCCGCACGCGGCGGCCAUGGAGACCUCGCGCUCCCCGUCGCCUCAGUUCGCGCCCCAGAAGCUGACGGACAGACCCCCCCUGCUCAUCCAGGACGAGAACGCCACCAGAAUCGAGCGGGUGAUGGACAACAACACCACGGUGAAGAUGGUGCCCGUCAAGAUCGUGCACUCGGAGAGCCAGCCCGAGAAGGAGAGCCGCCAGGGCCUGGCCCGCGCCCCGGAGCCGCCCGCGCUGCCCAGUGGGCUGGAGCGCGACCAGAUCAAGACGCUGAGCACGUCGGAGCAGUCUUACUCACGCUUCUGCCUGUACAGCCGCCAGGGCGCCAAGCCCCCGGCGCCCGGUGCCCCGGAGCCCCCUGCCAAGGACAGCCGGGCCUCCCCGCCGGCUCUGGGCUACGUGAAGGCCAAAGAGAGGACUGCCGAGGACCUCAAGUCGGAGGAGCUGGCCCGCGAGAUCGCGGGCAAGGAUAGGUCCCUGGCCGAGAUCCUGGACCCCAGCGUGAAGAUCAAGACCACCAUGGACCUGAUGGAAGGCAUCUUCCCCAAGGACGAGCACCUCUUGGAGGAAGCCCAGCAGCGGAGGAAGCUGCUCCCCAAAAUCCCGUCUCCCAGAAGCACGGAGGAGAAGAAGGAGGAGCCGAGUGUGCCGGCGGCCGUGUCCCUGGCCACCAGUUCCGCCUACUACAGCACAUCCGCCCCCAAGGCAGAGCUGCUGAUUAAGAUGAAGGGCCUGCAGGAGCAGCAGGAGCCCGAAGAGGAGUCAGGCAGCGGCUUGGACCACGACCUGUCCGUGAAGAAGCAGGAGCUCAUCGAGAGCAUCGGCCGCAAGCUGCACGUGCUGCGCGAGGCCCGGCAGAGCCUGCUGGAGGACAUCCAGGCCAACAGCGCGCUCGGGGACGAGGUGGAGGCGCUCGCCAAGGAGGUCUGCAAGCCCAACGAGUUCGACAAGUUCCGCAUGUUCAUCGGGGACCUGGACAAAGUGGUGAACCUGCUGCUGUCGCUGUCCGGCCGCCUGGCGCGGGUGGAAAACGCCCUCAACAGCCUGGACGACAGCACGCCCCCCGGAGACCGGCAAUCCCUGCUCGAGAAGCAGCGGGUCCUGAUCCAGCAGCAUGAGGAUGCCAAGGAGCUGAAGGAGAACCUGGACCGCCGGGAGGGCGUCGUGUUCGGCAUCCUGGCCGGCUACCUCAGCGAGGAGGGCCUGGCGGACUACGAGCACUUUGUGAAGAUGAAGUCGGCCCUCACCAUCGAGCAGCGGGAGCUGGAGGACAAGAUCCACCUGGGCGAGGAGCAGCUGCGGUGCUUGUGGGACAGCCUGCAGCCCGACAGAGGCAAAUGAGGGGCCUCCCUGGCGGGGAUGGAAGCUGGGCCUUCCAGCUCUGGCCCUGGGGACGCGAGCCACACCCCAGCCUGUGUUUGUGUCCUGUAGAGAGACCUCCCCCCCCAUAGCGUCAGGAGGGCAGUAACUUGUGCGUUUCCGUUUGCCGUGAUGUAUGUCAUGUUGCAGUUUCCCGCCUGAAUGCUGAGCAGAGCAGCUCCCUGCCAGCUGCUCCCUUUAAGCAGCCACAUGCGGGGCCGGGCUUUGGUGCAGGGUGAGCUCCCGCACACAGCGGGGGCGCUGGGCCUGUGGGGCACACACGGGGCCCCCGCCGGCGGCCGGUCUGCCCUGCCUCCCAUCCUCGAGCACUGAAACCCCCCACCUUGGGGGGCAACCGGGUGAGCCUAGGAAGGUGCGUGAGAGGGGAAGCCUGGUGCACGUGCCCUCCUGUGACUCACCUGUGAACUCACCCGGGCUGUUGUGCUUUGCUGUUCGUCCAGAAGGGUUGAGCAUCCAUUGUGUCUGUCAUAUAGUGAUGACCUGUGUUCCAGCAAAAGCCAUGAACAUGACGGCGAGGAUAAUCAGCAUGUUAGGAAGGUGACUGGUUUCCAAGUGAUUAAAACCCAGCGGUGAAACCAGCAGCCGACGUGUUGGCUGCCCUCACUGUGAAGUCGCGCUGGAACAGGUGGCGUGCCUGCUUUAACCCGCGCACGGAGCAGACAGCUUUAGUCCUUGUCAUCUGACGUCGCGGUGCAAAUGACAGUUUCCUGCACAGUGAAGUUACGUGGGUUGAAAGUGUGUCUGCCAGUAACACGCUUCCUGCAUAUUUGUUUCGCAGGACUAACGGCGUACUUCGCAAAUGACUCUCUCCGUGUGUGUAGAGUCACUAAUGGUAGCUGGAAACUUCUCUCUCUCUGCCUCUCUCGGUCUGUUACCGGGCCGCAAGGGCCACAUUCCGUUUACUUGUAAGAGCCUUGCCUCUGGUUUUUCAGAGGUCCUGGUGGACUAUACAACAUCUAAACCUGAUCUUUUUCUGCCAGAGAAUUCACAGGUUCUGUACCCUUUUUAUUGGUUGAAAUUGCAAGAUUCCUUAAAACAACAACAGAAAACACUCGUGUUGUCAUUUUCCAGUGAACAAGUCACAGGCCAGGGGAAGAUAUCUGCAAAUCGUGUACGUGACAGACAAUUUGUAUCCAGAAUGUAUAAAGAAUUCUCAGACUUAACAGUAAGAAGACAAACAGCCCUGUGAAAACGUGGGCAAAGGAUCUAAAUAGAGACUUCACCAAAGAGGACGUAUGUGUGUGCAUGGCAAGGGAGCACACGAAAAGCUGUUCACCCCACCGUGGCUUGCUCACAACCUCCCUACUUCUCCCCGUUCGCUGAGGACCUGGUGUGUGUCCUCGCAAUGCCUGCCUUGUUAGAUGCAUGGUUAACGGCGGGAGAAGAGCCUAGGAGAACUUCACAUCGAGGUGAUGUUUGGACAUUGGUUUGACAGGAGGGGUCAUUUUAUGGCUCAUUUCCUGUUAGCUCCGUGAAAGAACUUUUCCAGCAGGUGGAGCUGUCCCUUUGUCAGCAGUGACUGCCGCCUUACCAAAACAGACACACACACAUCUUAACGGACGCUAGUCCACCCUAGGGGAGGCAGACGGGGCGAGCUGGACUCCCAGGCUGCUGCGUGGCUGUCCGUGUGCCCCGUAGACGGGGCCAAACCGUAGCUUCAGCAGUGCGGGCGGUAAACACUCCUUUGGCAGCCCCACACCAAGCCAAAGACAGAGAUGCCUUUCCACAGUUUUUAUUCCUAUUAAGCUAUUUCUGACUUGAAAAAUGCCUCUUCUGCCAAUGAAGUGUCCUCUUCCUUUUCCACCUGGAGUGGUCACUGGCUGUGAAGACUGAUCACAUCAGAAAAGGGAAAGCUGGCUGCCCACCGACACCCGCUUCCUGCCUCGGGGAGACAACCAUGGUGAUUUCAGUGUAUUUUGUUUUUAAUUUACACAAAGCUUUUAUCUCUGAUUCUCCCCCCACUUAGAGUAUUGUGAUCGUUUUGCUAUGUCGAUAUAAUGUGGAAGUAGAACUUGUGUGUCUGUAUCCGGCCUUCGGUGUCUUUUGAGAACUUUCUCCUCUUUGUAGCAAUACACAGUGCUCUGUUCUUUAGGGAAGCACGUAUUAUCACAACGGCCCUGUCUGUUUCCCUGUCUGCAUCCUAAAUGUCUGGUUAGCGGGGACCCAAAGAUUCUGCUGAGUCAAUGUACAUAACUUUGUUUUUCUAUGCCACAGUAUAAGUAUAUACAAUCUGGUGCUAAUGUUUUGCCCUUGGCAUUCCUGGGUGGUGGCCGAUUCCUCACCCUCUGUUGUAGCUCAGGUGUGGGGCUCUCUGUAUAGCAAGAUUUCCGUCAGGGGUGUCACCUGUGGCUUUUAUCCCGCCGUCCACCGUGGCAAGUGUAUACAGACUUCAUGCUCAGCACUCACCACUGAUCUCUCGACAGGUCAUCCUGUUUGACUUUAACAAAAUAAAUGUUGUCUUUCAGUGAA